Molecule: messenger RNA, 1589 nt
Organism: Melospiza melodia melodia
Lineage: Eukaryota; Metazoa; Chordata; Aves; Passeriformes; Passerellidae
Gene: UCHL3
Product: ubiquitin C-terminal hydrolase L3
Exons: 9
Coding region: 91-783 (230 amino acids)
Biological process (GO): ubiquitin-dependent protein catabolic process; protein deubiquitination
Cellular component (GO): cytoplasm
Molecular function (GO): cysteine-type deubiquitinase activity
Source: RefSeq, a predicted model, not a curated record
GGCUGAGGCGCGGCGGCACGGUGAGGCGCUGUCAGAGCCGCGCUGAGAGGUCCGCCCAGCUCCGCACCGGGAUCCGCCGCCGCCGCUGCCAUGGAGCCCCAUCGCUGGCUGCCCCUGGAGGCCAACCCCGACGUCACGAAUCAGUUCCUGAAACAGUUGGGUAUACAUCCUGACUGGCAGUUUGUAGAUGUUUAUGGUAUGGAACCAGAACUGCUUAGCAUGGUGCCAAGACCUGUAUGUGCAGUACUACUUCUCUUUCCAAUAACAGAAAAGUAUGAAACCUUCAGAACAGAGGAAGAAGAGAGGAUAAAAGCUAAGGGACAAGAUGUCAAAUCAUCAGUGUAUUUCAUGAAGCAGACCAUUAACAAUGCUUGUGGGACAAUUGGGCUCAUUCAUGCUAUUGCAAACAACAGAGAUAAAAUGAACUUUGAAACUAAUUCUUCACUGAAAAAGUUCCUAGAAGAUUCAUUAUCUAUGACUCCUGAAGAGAGGGCCAAAUACCUAGAAACUUAUGAAGCUAUUCGUGUCACUCAUGAAUCCAGUGCCCAUGAAGGUCAGACUGAGGCACCAAGUAUAGAUGAAAAAGUAGAUCUUCACUUUAUUGCAUUAGUUAAUGUAGGUGGUCAUCUCUAUGAAUUGGAUGGGCGCAAGCCAUUUCCAAUAAACCAUGGGGAAACCAGCGAUGACUCUUUUUUAGAGGAUGCAAUAGAAGUUUGCAAGAAAUUCAUGGAACGUGACCCAGAAGAAUUAAGAUUCAAUGCAAUUGCACUGUCUGCAGCUUAAAAGCCUUUUCCUGUGAGGCAACUCUAUUGCAAUGUAUUGUAAGAAUAAAACCAUUGCCAUAUGUUAAUAGUACAAAUUUUGAUACUUCCCUAACAUCUUGACUAAUUGUAGCAUACGUGGAAUAAACUUUGCAUUUGUCCUUGCUAUAUUUUGCUGCUUGUUCCUACUGCAACUUUGGGUAUUUCUAUACAGGCAUGCAUUUUGUGCAAGAUUUUUAUGUGGUGGGUUUUUUCCCUUCCACCCCCUUAAAAGUUUUGGGACUUACUAUCUGUGAUAUUUCCUUGUAAUAAUGAUGAGCUGCUUCAGAGCAGGAUUGUCAUUUGUAUCAUGCACAGGUAACAUUCUGAGUGGAGUAUGGUGAUAUGGCUGAAAACUUGGAGUAUGAGGUUAUCUCCAUCCUUUAUUUAUAAUGGUGCAAGAAUACUAUAAGAACUUCUUCAGGUGACUCAAGUGAAAAAAAAAACAUUUUUUCAGUGCAUUAUUUUAAAAUAAAUGUGUGGAAGAAAAUAGGCAGAAAAAGGACUAUUCUUACUGUUGGUGAGCACUAACAUUUUAAAAUUAUCUUAAUGUUUACAUUUUGAAUAAAAACUUCACUUUGUUUCUCAAGUCUAAUAAUGUUAAUAAAUUGUCAAAAACUAGUUAAACCAAUGCUUGCUAUUUAUAUUAUAUGUGGAAAAAUGACAUGGGUUUUUGCCCCCGAAAAGGCACAUUAAGAAAUUCAAAUGGUAGGACUGUGGAGGGCACACACAUUUGAAUACAGCAAUGUGAAGUACCUCACCUAACUGAAAUAAAUGAUAGAAAAAUGA